AUACUACUCAGAGAUGAACGAUUGCUAUACAAUACACGACGUGCUCAUCGUCGGUGCCGGGCCAUGUUCACUGGCUGUGACGGCGCGCCUCUGUGAGGAGACACCUUCUGCAAUCUUUACUGAUGAAGAACACCGCCGGUACCACUGGAUCAAGAGACAUGGAGAUCGAGCUUCCAUCAAGAACAAGCGGACUGGCCAGACCAAGCAGCCCAAGAAGUCACAGACCUGCCGCAACUACUCAACCCUGGUCUUGGAUGGAACAGGAAAUCAUUGGAUGGAGAGGUGGAACCAACUCUUCAAGACCUUUGAGAUAUCUCACCUGAGAAGUCCCAUGUUUUUCCACCCUGAUCCACUGGAUCGUGAUGGCCUACUAUCCUACACGUACGAGCAAGGAAGAGACAGAGAGCUCGUUGAAAUCCCAGAGUGCGUGGGGAAAGAGAUCAGCAAGCACAAAAAGAAGAAGAGGCUCAGCUGCAGGACUCACAGAGCAAGACCAUCUGUCACAAUCGACGAGCGGGAUCGCAAGGACUACUUCACACCCUCCAGAUCACUCUUCCAAGACUAUUGUCGGUGUCUCGUCGAUCGAUACGGGCUCAGGAAAGAUCUCAUACAGCAAGAGAAAGUGCAAGAUAUCGAUUUUGGUUUUGUCCCAGGUGUAUCUGAAACGGAGCAGAUAUUCACCACACGAUCCGACAAAGGUGUACAUUAUGCUCGCAGCGUAGUACUUGCAGUCGGACCAGGAAACGCACCAGCUAUUCCAGCUGGGCUAGGUACAGCAGACCAAGCAUGCUGCCAUGCAAUGCAAAUCGAAAUGUUUCCGGAUCCAUCGGUGAAGGCCAAACUGCGAGAGAAAAAAGAUGUAAACAUCGUGGUAGUGGGAGGCGGACUUACCUCUGCUCAAUUGACCAUGAUGGCAAUUAAGCAUGGAGCAAAGAAGGUGUUUCAUCUUGUCAGGGGUCGACUGAGGGUCAAACCGUUUGAUGUUGACCUUAACUGGAUGGGAAAGUUCCGCAACUUCGAGGAAGCCUCUUUCUGGUCGGCGGACACCGACGAAGAGCGUCUUGAACAGAUCAAGCAAGCUCGAGGAGGGGGCUCCAUCACUCCUCGCUACCACAAGCUUCUCAAGCAACACAUUUCUGCUGGGAAAGUUUGUCUGCACACACAAACGACAAUCAGAUCGUCGAGUUUUACUGAUGGAUUCUGGACGCUCGAAACGAACCCUCCCGUUGACUUACCAACCAUCGACUACAUCUACUUUGCGACUGGUAUUGCCAGCGACUUCAAAAGUUUGCCAUUCCUGCAGACAAUCAACCAAAAGUUUCCUAUCGAGUCACAUGGCGGACUUCCGAGCCUGACGGAUGACUUGAUGUGGAGAGACGAUGUACCUCUUUUUGUUACAGGACGGUUGGCCGCUUUGCGUCUAGGUCCAGGUGCUGGAAAUCUUGCUGGAGCUCGUAGUGGCGCGGAGAGAAUAGCAUGGGCUAUCGCGGACGUCAUACCGAAGGAAAGACACUGGGGGAACGAAGACGACUUGACGUAUAACUUCAAAACUGGCACAGGAGGACAAUAUUGUAGUCUAGACUGUGAAGCGUGUAUUUAGAUAUAUGUACUUGAGACACCUAUCAGUUCAGAGGUGAAAGCUGAAAAUGGACGCUAUGAGGCGGACCGUCGCCGUCUUCU
Messenger RNA from Aureobasidium pullulans EXF-150, 1680 nucleotides. Its product is annotated as FAD/NAD(P)-binding domain-containing protein. Bases 14 to 1600 code for a protein of 528 amino acids. The record is from RefSeq and is a predicted model, not a curated record. NCBI's taxonomy places the organism in Eukaryota, Fungi, Ascomycota, Dothideomycetes, Dothideales, Saccotheciaceae. The transcript is spliced from 3 exons.